Molecule: messenger RNA, 5807 nt
Organism: Lepus europaeus (European hare)
Lineage: Eukaryota; Metazoa; Chordata; Mammalia; Lagomorpha; Leporidae
Gene: PAFAH1B1
Product: platelet activating factor acetylhydrolase 1b regulatory subunit 1
Exons: 13
Coding region: 826-2058 (410 amino acids)
Biological process (GO): endoplasmic reticulum to Golgi vesicle-mediated transport; retrograde vesicle-mediated transport, Golgi to endoplasmic reticulum; intracellular protein transport
Cellular component (GO): COPI vesicle coat
Molecular function (GO): protein binding
Source: RefSeq, a predicted model, not a curated record
CGUUGGGGCAGCUCCUGUGACAGACGGAGCUGGAGCGGCGGGGCGGCGGCGGAGUCCGGCGGCCGAGAUAGCGAGUGAGCGAGCGAACGAGCAGCGACCCGAGGGUCUAGGGAGCGAGAAAGAGAAGGAAAGGAGCGCUCGGGCGCGAGCGAGAGAAACCGCGAGCGCCGGGCUUGGGCUCGAGCCCCGGAACGGCUGAGGAGCCCGCCCGCUCCCCUCCCCCUCCCCUCCCGGGGACCGGGCCCAGCGCGCCAUCCUCCCCCUCCCUCCUUCCCUCCCUCCCUCCUUCCUCCCUUCCCUCUCCCUUCCCCCCUCCCCCGCCGGUGGAUGGGAGUGAAGGACGGAAGAGGCCCUGCGGAGGCGGCGGUGCAGCGCUCCGACCGGUUGGAGAGAAGCUUGAUGAUGGCAUAGAGGUCAAGCUUGUUUCUUCUUAGGGUACUUCCUGAGGAUGUUUGGGCUGCCUCCAGAGCCACACUGUCUUGGGCUGCUGGAAGGAUUUCUGAACCUCCUUAAAUGAAUGGAAUAUUUUGAUUAUCUUCAUACGUAUGUGCUUCUUUGAGAGGAGGGAUCUUAGCUUUCAUCACACUCUCAAAGGAACCCAAUGACAUCAAAACAGGUUAGCAAUUUCUCUACCAGGUGGAAUGAACCUUACUUGUUGAAUAUCUCCUGAUUACUGGUUGGAUUCACUUGUAAAAGAAUCAUUUUCCCCUGUGUGGAAGCCACUUGGUGGCAUAUUUAAUUACAAAUCCAGGGAUCACAAAGCUUUUUGAUUUCCCAAAGGAGGGACAUCACGCUAUAUCAGAUAAGCUUGACAUCACAGCCAGGAUGGUGCUGUCCCAGAGACAACGAGAUGAACUAAAUCGAGCUAUAGCAGAUUAUCUUCGUUCAAAUGGCUAUGAAGAGGCAUAUUCCGUUUUUAAAAAAGAAGCUGAACUAGAUAUGAAUGAAGAAUUAGAUAAGAAGUAUGCUGGUCUUUUGGAAAAAAAAUGGACAUCUGUUAUUAGAUUACAAAAGAAGGUUAUGGAAUUAGAAUCAAAGCUAAAUGAAGCAAAAGAAGAAUUUACGUCGGGUGGACCUCUUGGUCAGAAACGAGACCCAAAAGAAUGGAUUCCCCGUCCACCAGAAAAAUACGCGUUGAGUGGUCACAGGAGUCCAGUCACUCGAGUCAUUUUCCAUCCUGUGUUCAGUGUUAUGGUCUCUGCGUCAGAGGAUGCUACAAUUAAGGUGUGGGAUUAUGAGACUGGAGAUUUUGAACGAACUCUUAAGGGGCAUACAGACUCUGUACAGGACAUUUCUUUUGACCAUAGUGGCAAGCUCCUGGCUUCCUGUUCUGCAGAUAUGACCAUUAAACUAUGGGAUUUUCAGGGUUUUGAAUGCAUCAGAACCAUGCACGGCCACGACCACAAUGUCUCUUCAGUAGCCAUCAUGCCCAAUGGAGAUCAUAUAGUGUCUGCUUCAAGAGAUAAAACUAUAAAAAUGUGGGAAGUACAAACUGGCUACUGUGUGAAGACAUUCACAGGACACAGAGAAUGGGUACGUAUGGUGCGGCCAAAUCAGGAUGGCACUCUGAUAGCCAGCUGUUCCAAUGACCAGACUGUGCGUGUAUGGGUCGUAGCAACAAAGGAAUGCAAGGCCGAGCUCCGAGAACAUGAGCAUGUGGUAGAAUGCAUUUCCUGGGCUCCGGAAAGCUCAUACUCUUCCAUCUCUGAAGCAACAGGAUCUGAGACUAAAAAAAGUGGCAAGCCUGGGCCAUUCUUGCUAUCUGGAUCCAGAGACAAGACUAUUAAGAUGUGGGACAUCAGUACUGGCAUGUGCCUUAUGACCCUUGUGGGCCAUGAUAACUGGGUACGUGGAGUUCUGUUCCAUUCUGGGGGGAAGUUUAUUUUGAGUUGUGCUGAUGAUAAGACCCUACGUGUAUGGGAUUACAAGAACAAGCGAUGCAUGAAGACCCUCAAUGCGCACGAACACUUUGUUACCUCCUUGGAUUUCCACAAGACGGCACCCUAUGUGGUUACUGGCAGUGUAGAUCAAACAGUAAAGGUCUGGGAGUGCCGUUGAUUGAGUCUCAUGGCCCCCUCCCUUGUCCUCUGGAUGCACUCUGAUGAUACCAUGGUUACCCCAUUGAGCUCUGUUUAAAUAAAUAUUGUCCUUUCAUGUAAAUUAUUCUGGAUGUAGAUUGAGCUUAUUAAAUGUUACACACAAAGUAUUCAUGCAUGGUGAAUCCAAAUUGUAUACUGUAAAUUUACAUAUGUUGUCUAGAAGUACCAUAGGGUUUAAAAACCUGGGCUGGCAUUGGUCACACCAGGCCUAAGGAGGCAGAAGUUGAAUAAAUUGAACUAGGGCACUAUAACUGAAUAGUUGACAGUGUCAUUUUAUGUUGGAUUAUUAAUUCUUGUUUUUCUUUCUGCUAUCUGUUGGUGCCUGAUUUGAUGGCCUCAUUUGGGGAAAAGUGGUGGUUAUUAAGGCUUUUUCUGAAAUGUGUAUCUAUGUAACAUCACUUAAGUGUGCUUAAUAAAUCUUUAAGGAUGUUAGAUAAUAAGGCUACAAUUCAAAAUCUUUUGAACCAUCUAUGUAAUGAAUGAGGAUUACAUAUUGGAAUUUUUGUCAUGACACAUUUGCCAAAUCAAUAGGAUACAUUUGUUUUGGCAGCCUAUCAAGCAAAGGCUUGUGGUAUAUUUAUGUAAGAAAAUGAUUGUAAAUCUUGAGAAAAAUCUCAGCAGCUAAUGGCAAAUCAUUUAUUUCAUUUUGGUCUUAAUGCUUUGUAAACAGGUUUUAAAACACUGUCAUACUCCUGAACUAUUUUCCAUACUAGACAUACUUCUAGUUGUAAUCUCCAUACUAUUAGACUGUAUAGUGAUGUGAUUUCCAAGUAGAAUUUAAUCUUCCCAUUGAGUGUCAUGGUACAAAUCACUAUUUGUUUUUGAUGUUUUUAGGGAUGUGCAAUGUGCAUUACAUGAUGACAGAAAUAUGGAAAAGGUUAUGUUUGUCCCUUUUAGAAGUGGGAGAAAGACAGCAGUUUGCUUUCAACAUGAAUCUGCUAUCAACUUGAACUAUGUUUCACUUAAAAGUUAGAAAUAUGACAGGGUUUGAUGGAACGUGCAUAAAAAUGUACUGUGUUUCACUUUUUGUUUAUAUGUAAAUGUUUAUUAAGUAUAUAGGCAUAUCUGUAAGAGGAUAAGUCUAUAUAUGUGUAUCACACACAUUCAAACUUCCAUGUCCUUAGGUCAUGGGUUUUUGAAGAAGUGCUGAAAUGUAAAAGUAGAAUAAGUCUUGCUGUGGAACACCAUGCUUUAGGACAAACCCCUUUUGACCUUAAUGCUUCUGAAAACUAGGUCUGGCUCUGUGGGGAUUCUCCCAGCUAGAGGAGAGUCACUUCCGUUACUUCCCCUCUGAUGUGGCCAUUCAGCAUUUUACACAUCCCUGAUACACUGUAUAUUUUAAUCCAAAGUUAAUACAAGUAGGUUUAAAAGAAUUUUUAUCCAAAACUUUUGGAGCACUAUUCCAUUGUCAAAUAUUAAUAAAGAAUUCCACUGCUUAGCUAAUAACCAGCAAGUUUUUUUUUUUAAAGAAAGUCAUUUGAGAAGUUAACAGAACAAUGAAAUAAUGACAGUUUAACAAAGAUAUAUUCUGAAUUACAUUUUAUUCUAUUCAUUUGUGUAAUAGUGGGUUUUAAAAUGUCCCUUUUAGUUAUUGAAUGGAAAUGUGGUUCCUUAAAAGACCAAGGAUGAGGGUUGGCACCCUGUAGAUACGCACACAGAGAACAGGCCAUGCGUUAAUUAGAAGCAGCUUUCUGUCUAGCUUGUCUCUUUUUUGUUUGUUUGUUCUUAAUUCCUGAGAGAUGUCUCUGGAAAGGAAAGUGUUUUGAGAACUAAUGGCUAUUUUUGAGGACAAAAAUUACAUCUUAAUUCCUUAAGUACGGUAGUUUAACCUUCUGGACACUAUGGCCUCACAACCCUGCUUACGUUGAGAUGUCUUUCCUCCCUCCCUUUGCUGUUCUGACUGGAUUUUUCUACAAAAACUAUGGAAAAUAUCUUUGUUCUCGUUUGCUGCUAUUUCCUGUCCUUUCUGGAGAAAUAUAAAUACAUAGAAAAUGGUGCAUCUUAACAUUUGGUUUUACAUUAAUGAAUGUCUUGUAUUUUAAUUCGUUUUUAGCAUGUAGCAACAUGAAUUGUUUAAGGGUAAGCCACAACAUCUAGAAAUCACUCAGAUCUGAACCAUAAAGGAAAGAGGAUACUGGUGUAGACACAAAGCUGCUGUGCUGGCUCGCUUUCCCUGCAGCAGCAGUGACUGACUGACGGAGGAGGAGAACCAGGCACUCUGGAAACCACGUUCUCCUUCCCCGGGAGAGCGCCACAGCCUGCCGCAUAGUUCUUACCAGACAUCCUCCAUUCCAGAAGCAGCGAACGUUGAAUCUCAGGGAUGGUCCACGGCCGGAUCCACACGUAACGACCCUGUUGGAAUAAUAAAAGGGGGUGGGGGAGAGAGAGCGGUCCAUCCACGAUCUGGAAUCCGAUUGGCAAAGGUUUCCUGCACUGUUGUCUGACACUGCCCUGUUGAUGCCCUUCCUUACUCCGUGUGCUCUGUGCUCUGUCUGCUGUCUGGCCCUGUGCCUUGCCUGGGAUAAGGACAAUGAUGUGACUGGUCUGGAUUGUAAGUAGAGGACUUUAUUAAUCCGUUUAGAGGUUCACUGCUGCUCUGUCGCUUUUUCAAUCAAAUUGGCCACUUACCUAAGAAAUAAAAAGCUGGUAGAAUUGCGUUCUCAGAUAAUUCCUGACUGUGUAUGUGUGUGUGAAAACAGACAUUCCAGUGCCAGCCUGAUAGGGCGUGCCCAGAGUGCAGGCCGCGGAGGCUGUGGUGGACCCAUCGCUUGCUCCUUGACCUGGCAUCUGGCACUCUGGGAGCCCGAGCCUGUCCUGUUCCGUCUGUGCGUGGUGUGACCAAUGGCGUGCCCAGAGCACUGCUCAGCUCUCUAGUGUUACCACUUGCCCCGGGCCUUGCGGCACUCACUGUAGCUUUCAGAAGCUUUGGCUCUAGAGUCACCAAGCCGUUUCCUGUCGGUGCCCUGCUCUUCCGUUUGCCUCUUUCUGUUUCCAUGUGAACUUCCAGGUAAUACCACUCAUUGAGUAGUUCUCCUCUAAGUUAACAGAAAAAUACCUUAAAAAUAAAGGAUAUUUUGUUUGUUGACAGUGGUGGUUUGAUAAUCCUUAAGCAACUGAGUUUAAAUUGUUAUAGGAAAAGGCACUUACAAUGGUUACUCUUUCUGUCCAGCUGUAUAUAAGUCCAUUGUGUUAAUCUAGAUGAUGCAAAGACGACUCUCUGGCAGAGAAGCGACAUGUACAAAAUGGCAAAGGUUUUGAUUUCUUUCCCAGCUGGUUGGGGGGAGGGCUACAACUCACAACUGGACUAAACUGGCCUUUUUUAUCUUUCCACUCUAUCAUGUAAGUAGCUGCUUUCUCGUCCUGCCUACCCUUCAGGCAUCCCAAAACCGCACUCUGAAGAAGUUAGAAAUAAACAAAAAAUCUUCAAGUUAGAAGUUGAUCCUGACACUGACAUGAAAGCAAGCAUUGAUUUCAUAAUGAACAUUGCAGAGCUGGUAAUUGGAGAAAGCAGUUCCCCAGAUUGUGAGAGUUAACUGAAGAUAUUGACACAACUUAAAAAAUCAGUAAAGGAAUGUAUAUAAUAUUACUCUUGUGUUUUACAGUAAGAUUUGUUGCUCAGACUGUGUAAAACAAAAUUUAUUCAUGUUUUCUGCAUAUUAAAAAAUCUUAUUGUACCAAUUGGUAAACUAUUAAAUGCCUAUAAAACUA